Messenger RNA from Daphnia pulex (common water flea), 2305 nucleotides. RefSeq lists its product as uncharacterized. Bases 258 to 2234 code for a protein of 658 amino acids. Lineage: Eukaryota; Metazoa; Arthropoda; Branchiopoda; Diplostraca; Daphniidae. The transcript has a single exon. Gene Ontology annotation, biological process: regulation of mitochondrial mRNA stability. The record is from RefSeq and is a predicted model, not a curated record.
GAUCUUUAAUCAUUCAUAAUAGAUAUUUGAAUCGUAUAAACUCUGAACUGUCCGCUCUGCCUGCCUCUUUGGUAACCGUUUACGCAAAGUUGCCGAACCUAAUGUUGGUCUAGCAGACGAGUGGACGACGUGAUUUUUGGUAAACCGUGUCGAGUAUCUGGCAUUCCUGUGAUGUAUUUUACGAAAUAUUAAAGUCGUUAUGUAAGCUGGGAUACAUUUUCGUAUUUGAAGAAAUUGUCUCAGUGAAAGUGAAAGCUAUGGCUUUAGUUCUUCAAAGUUACUCUCGUUGGUUCUCAUCAACGAUCAGGCUUGUGUCACGAGUGAGUAGGGCAGGAAAAACAAAAAGGUGGUGUAGCAACGAUGGCCAAACGCCCAGCUCGCAAUUUGGUCACUCGGUGAUCUUACUUCAAGACGGUUUAAAUAUUGAAGAACUCCCUAUUGCAGUAAGAAGAGCCAACAGUCAAUUUUUACAAAUGAGAAUGAAGAACCAUUUAGUGGUAGACAAUGACUGCUCAACGGGUGAAGCACCAUCUGAUUCAAUCUUCAGAAAAUGUUUAAAUCUUGAAGCAGUAAUUUCUAAAUUGGAUGAAUUCAACAUCGAAGAAGUGACUGCUCCAGUUGCCCAUCAAGCCUUAGCCAGAAUGGCAGAAUUGGGAAGGAACAUGGAGUACCGUAAUAGUGGUGCAGAGCUAGACAAAUCUUUCACUCUGGAUUCUGUUCUACUUCAGCUGGGAACCACAAUUUGCAAGACUGGAACAACAGAUAAUUUAAUUGGAAGUCUACAAUUAAUUCUUUUGCCCUCAUUCCCUUUCAGAGUUUCCUCACUGAGAAUACUUUUGGCUGAAAAUUGCCUUAAUCGAGUACUUGAUAACCUGUGCAGCGUCGUUCAAGUAUGUAAAAUAAUCGAACUUUUCUCGGCUAUGUCACAACCAGAGUGGGCCGACAAAUGUUGGGUUGGACUAAUAGGCCGACAGAUGACUGAAUCCGACAUAUUGCGUGUGUUUCAAAUUUUAACGCGUGUAAAGGAGAGCCAACGUGCCAUUUUCCACUAUGUCGAGCGAAUACUGGUGUCCGGGAUUAAUCAAUUAGACGAACGAGGAGUUCUACAAAUUUUGUCGAUUGUUGCUGACCUAAAUCUUCCUCACAGACGAAUUUGCACACUCGUUUCGAACUGGAUGAAAUUGAAUUUACAUACCAUAUCUGAAGACGGAAUAGCCAAGUUGUUGAACCUGUACCGCCGACUGGAUCAUUCCGAUAAAUAUUUCGUUCAAGCAGUCGAAAGAUUCUUCAAAUCCAGACAAUCAACAUCCAACAGACUUGAUGAAGACCUGAUAAUCGCAGCAUCGGAUUAUUUUCGCCAUUUUCAAUAUUGCCCCACAGUAGUUUUCAAUGUAGUGGCAGACGGGUUUUCCCGUAUGGGUCAUGAAAAAUUGAGUGUUCGCACAGUUGAAGCUGUUUUGACCGCUUUCGGUUUGCUGGAUUUUCAUCCCGACAACGAUUUUGCAUUCUGGUCAGCUGCAGAGGAAGUGAUUGAGAAAAGAAUUGUUGAAUUUCGACCGGAAUCUCUCUUGGACGUCCUUUUGUCGUGUGUCUAUCUUCAACGUUAUCCAAUGAACUUCAUACCCCAAGUUUACUCUUCAAACUUCAUCAAUCGGGUGCACAGUCAAACGGAAGAUAUCAUCGAGAAUUGUCGCUCCAAGUUGAGAUUACUAGAUGCUGCCAUGAGUUUCGAAUGCGGCCAGUACGGUUCAUCCUACUUUCAACCCAAGGACUACCACCCUAAAACGCUGCCGCGUGACGGUCGUAUCAUUCGGAUGAUCAAUCAAUUAGUCACCCCAAUUCAAGAAAUUUGCGGAGAUCAAUUCAAAGUCUUGCCUUCCACCUUGUUAAGAGACCUCCCACUUAACCAUGCGUACAUGAUUGAUAUUCUUGUUUCGCCAGCAAAUGAAAUGACUCAAUGCCGUUACGGGAACAGCCGUGUCUCCGGAAAACGAAAUUGCUUGGCGAUCCUUAUUCAUCCACCAGAACACUAUGCAAUUCAUUCGCCUUCAAAGAAAACAUUUGUGGGCAUCGAAGCUAUGAGACAUCGUCAUCUGUUAUUAAUGGGAUUUCAACCACUUCAUCUUGAUUGGCAUGAAGUUAUCUCGUUGACGAACAAGAAAGAAACACAGUUGCUCCAGUCGUAUAUUGAUAGUCGUCUAUUUUCCUUUUUGAAUGACUGUACUCGCUUUUAACCGCAGGCUAAACAGUUAUUUAAUGUCCGUGUGAUAAUUUCGGAAAUACAUUUGCGCUCCGUGUAAACAAA